Messenger RNA from Bathycoccus prasinos, 1356 nucleotides. RefSeq lists its product with no specific name. Lineage: Eukaryota; Viridiplantae; Chlorophyta; Mamiellophyceae; Mamiellales; Bathycoccaceae. The record is from RefSeq and is a predicted model, not a curated record. The transcript is spliced from 2 exons. The coding region runs from base 1 to 1356 and encodes 451 amino acids.
AUGUUUUCCUCCUCCUCCUCCUCCGCCUUCGGUGGUGGUACGAACAACGAGGAGAAGAACAAAGUGCACUCGAAACCGGUCACUUUUAAAACGCAACAACGCAGACGACGAAAAAAACGAACUCUCGUUUUUGUGUUCUCGUUUACGUUUCUCGUCGUGAUGUACAUCUCGUACAAUUUCCUUCGCAAGCAAACGCUGAGCGAAGCUCGACGAAUCAUCGGCACGGGACGGAAAGCGAGAACGGAUUUAGAAGGCCAAGUUUUAGUGGAAGAAGCGAUUAAAACGGGGAAGAUAGGACGAGAAGUGAUCAACUUCGACGAUGGGAGUUUAGACAGAAUGAUCGAGGAAAAUAUACGGAAGAAGAAACAGAAACAGAUGGAGGAAGAGGAGAGGAAGAUGAUGUUUCACGAGGAAAGUCAUCAACACCGCGAGGACGAGAAGAACGAUAUAUAUAACGACGAAACAAAAGAAGAAGAUCUAGAAAACGAGGGCGUUGAUAAUAAUAGCGACGAUAAUAAUAACAAUAAUGAUAGCAGUGGGGAGGAGGAAGAGGAAAAUGCGGUUCGUAGUAGUACGUCUAGCGAUGUCGAUGUCGAGAACAUCAUAAACGAAGAUGAAGAUAUCGCGAACGAGAAUGAGAAAGAUAACGCAGAAGAGGAACAAGAAGAAGCGCGCGACGAGGACGACGACAAUAAUAACAAUAACAACGAACAAGAACAAGAAGAUACAAUAAACGAUGAGCCGUUAGAGGAAGUCAAACCAGGCGCGGGCGAUGCGGAUGAUUUAGACCCCAAGCUCCCUCGAUCGGAGUCGCUCCCGGAAGAUCCUUCGCGCACGUGUUCGGUGGAUCGUUUGAGAGCGUUGUUUAAACCGUGUUUACUCGGCGGCGACGUGCAGAAAUGUUGUCAAACGCUCGAUUUUGCGUUUGCUCCGGAUGCCACGCAUCGUUUUGAAGAUCAAGAUGAAAGCGAAAGCGGUGAAGACACGACGGCGAAUUGUUUGUGCGUGUUUACGGCGAUAUCCGAUUUGAACGAAACGUUUUCGAAAGUUGGUUUGAACGUCUACGAGGACGUAUUGGGUAAGUGCGAACCGGAUUCGAGAAAGUUUGGAUGGUUCGGCGACGGCACGGACGCGUGUCCGGAGGAUAACCUGGAGGAGUUGCGAAGACGCAAAGAUGAGGAAAUUCGAGAGCACGAAGAGGCGAGGAAAGAACGCGAACGUAAAAAGAAGGAAGUUUAUAAACGUAACGUAGAAAGAGCAAAGAAACAAGAAGCUAUUCGAGUCGAAAACGCGUUGAAAAAGUCGGACACGGAACGACAAGCUCAAAAGAGGCGCGACUGGUCACGUGGCGCUUGA